This is a messenger RNA of Pieris napi, 789 nucleotides long. RefSeq lists its product as uncharacterized. The transcript has 18 exons. Bases 82 to 789 code for a protein of 235 amino acids. The record is from RefSeq and is a predicted model, not a curated record. NCBI's taxonomy places the organism in Eukaryota, Metazoa, Arthropoda, Insecta, Lepidoptera, Pieridae.
AGCAAUCGCUUACAAGAACCUCGGGGUGUGGGUGUCCGUUUACCAAUCCAUCAAGAUUUAGAGUCCAACAGAUUUACUGAAAUGGAAAGAAUGAGAAAUAAAGCCGCUGAUGCCCGUGGUUUAGGGCCAUAUGGUCAACAACUUCUACAAGAUACUAGAGCAGCGAUUGGUGGCCAAUAUACCAAUUUGAAGCAGGCUGGACUUAAUUCGUAUAAACCAAAAAACACCGGACCUAGUCCUGGGAUGGGUAUGUAUUGGGAAAAGGAAGAGAUCAGUACACGAAAACCAAUACCAGAAAGACCAGUCCCGCCUGAUGUCAAAUUAUUACAAUUAGCUAUGAGCAGAUUAAGGAACAUAAACAACGUGAAUAACGAAACGUCAGUUGCGCAAUUAUCGUCAUCAGUUACAGAUCUACCAUUAGAGAUACCAGAACCGAAAUCACUGCAAUUGAAAGAUACCACCGAUGGAUUAGCGAGAGUAACGGAUUUUAAUACAGGAAUAAAUCGCCAGUAUGUAAUAAAUGGCACAAUAUUCGUCCCAGUUAUUGAUUACAGUCUUGAGCGGCUGGGAUUAACAACAACAACAUUCCGUCCUAGAGCCGCUAAGAAAGGACUUCGCACUGAUGAGACAGCAUUGAAAAUCGUCGCUGACAACAUUGAUGUAAAUAAUAUGGAUACAAGAGACUGGUUAGCAAUUGAAGUCGCAGUUGGAAGACUGAAAACAAAAGAGGAAAAUUGCAAUUCCGAAGCCUGUCCAGCUAGGGUAAGACUUUACUUAAUAAACACAUAA